This is a messenger RNA of Closterium sp. Yama58-4, 273 nucleotides long. NCBI's taxonomy places the organism in Eukaryota, Viridiplantae, Streptophyta, Zygnematophyceae, Desmidiales, Closteriaceae. The record is from the annotation of a GenBank genome assembly.
AUGGCCCGGAUGACGUCACUCUUUCGCUCGCCGUCGCUCGAGGUUAAGCGCCUCGCCGUCGUCAUCGCUGUGUCGCGACGUCUUCCUGGAAAGUUCGCCGCCCACACGGGUCGUUCCGCGGAGGCAUCGCCGCGCGCCAGCGGAUGUGCAACAUCACAGCCAUCGACAGCCCCAGACGGCCUGCCCACAUCGCCUCCGCACUUCGCCCUCGUUUCCCUCCCCACAACAGGUACCUCUCCGCACAAGCCUGUCGCCUCUUCCAAGCCUUCCUGA